Messenger RNA from Cyprinus carpio (common carp), 1295 nucleotides. RefSeq lists its product as uncharacterized. The record is from RefSeq and is a predicted model, not a curated record. NCBI's taxonomy places the organism in Eukaryota, Metazoa, Chordata, Actinopteri, Cypriniformes, Cyprinidae.
UCAGCGCCAAGUCCCACCGACGAAAGUUCUGGAGCUUUGAAACAUUAUGCCAGGUAGUGAUGGGAAGUCCGGUUCUUUUCCGCAAACCGGUUCAUCGGUUCUUUUACGCCCUAACGUAAUGACGUCUUUCAUGAUGACGUAAUGAUAUCAAGUUUAUCGUCCCGGGCCGGUUUUUUAUCCUAGCAAACCUUGAAAGAAGGUGCACUUUCGUAUGACCGAGACACAACUCCCGCGACGCUCCACUAAAGACCUUUUGAGACUUUUUUAAACUUUUAAAAUGUCCGAAAACCAACAAUUAAGCCACCAUAGAGAUGACGAAAAUGGUGGAGAAUCUGAUAUACUUUAUACCACACGACUGCGUGAAGGACGACCCAACAUAGAUUUCACCUUGUCAAGUGAAAUAAAUAAGAAAUUAUUAAAAAAAGAAACAUGGAUUAUAAAGAAAUCUAGCAAAAAGCCAAGUGUGCAACCUGCAUCAGCUCAUGUUACACUAAGCAAUUUCAUUGAUAUUAUUGACACAGCUGACAGACCAGCAAAUGCCAUAGCAGAAGGCACCUAUGCUCGAAGUGGAACAUAUGCAGGAAAGAGGAUUCCCAAGACUGGAGUCUAUGCAGAAGCAGGAGUUGGACGAGCUUGUGCUGAAUUCAGUGUAUUUGAGGCAGAAGCCAAAGGCCCAAACGCCUCAGCUAGUGCAGAAGCCAGUGUGGCUAGACUAGGGGCCGGAGCAGAGGCUCGAGCUGAAGUUGGCAGUGCAUCAGCUCAAGCCGGUCCAUUUAGUAUGAAAGUGGGUCUUGGACUCGACACACGUGUAUCUCUUGGUAUUGUGGAUGGGCUGGAGGUCAAAGUCUUGGGAACCGGAUUCACAAUUGGACCAAGAACCAGUAUAUCUCUGCUGGGUUCAGAAGUGUCAUGUUCAGUCAUUUAAUCAAGACAGAUUGUGCCAGUUUGGAUCCAACGAAGAUGAUGACACCAAAAAUUGUGAAGACUUCAGAUGAUGCCAACCUUGGAUCAACGUACAAAACUGUCACAUAUUAUCUUUAUAUUGUAAUCAAUACAAGCACAAGCUGUAAUUGUUGUCUAACACAUUUGUUGUGUCCGCUUAGCUGAAUACAUUGUUAACUAACCAUAUAUUGUGUUAUGUUACUGCCACAUGGACAUUACUUUGAUAGUUCAUUUGUGUCUUAUUGCAGAACACAUUCUAGUUUUAACAUUAAAACAAGAAUUAUCUGUAAAGCUGCUUAGAAGCAAUAUGUAUUGUGAAAGUGCUAUACAAAUAAACCAGAAUCGAAUGUUUA